AUGCCAAAAAGUGAUAAUUGGACGCUCGAAGGCGGUUAUCUCCAAGGCGAAAGCUUGGAGGUGUUUCCCAGGAGAAGCUUCAUGUCGGGAACCGACGGCGGUUUAACCAUGAAGUACGUCUACACCAACGACAGUCACUUAGAUUAUUUGUGCGGAGAAUGUAUCCAGGGGUUCAAGGUUGCCUUGCAUCACCCUUCUGAACUCCCCAACAUGGAUAAGCACUUCAGGUUGCCGUUAAACCACGCGGUGUUUGUCGGUGUCAAACCGUCGCUGACCGUAUCAACGGAGUUGUUGGACUACUCCCCCAAGGCUAGAAAGUGCUACUUUUUCAGCGAGAAGUACUUGGCUAGCUACAAACUGUACACGCAACAAAACUGCCUAUACGAGUGUCUAGCAAAUUAUACCUUGGAACAUUGCGGAUGCAUUCCUUUUUAUUUUGCAGCCAUCGAUAUAGAAGCUGAGAUCUGCGGGCCAGGUCGGUCCCAAUGCGUCAAAGAGAGUAAACUGAAGUACCUGAAAAACGAGGAGAAUUCAAAUCCGGAAGACCAGUGUGACUGCCUCCCGUCGUGCACCUCCUUAUCGUACGAGGUUGAAACAUCGCAAUCAGAUUGGAGGUGGCAGAAGGCGAUGGACGUCAUCAAAAGACCUCAGUUGGCGAACGUAAGCCUAAACAGUAUGUACCUAUCCAAGUUGACCGUCUUUUACAAAGACCAACAAUUUCUGAACUGUCGAAGGAUUGAAAUGUAUGGUUUUCUUGACUUCUUUUCGAAUAUCGGUGGCCUCCUAGGAUUACUUAUCGGAUUUUCGGUUACAUCUGCCAUUGAGAUCGUCUACUUUUUAACACUUCGAAUUAUAUGCAAUAUCAAGCGGUACGGUGGAGGUGGCUGGUUUGGAAGGGCGAGUGAACCAAAAAAAUAA
This is a messenger RNA of Photinus pyralis (common eastern firefly), 918 nucleotides long. Its product is annotated as pickpocket protein 28-like. Gene Ontology annotation, molecular function: ligand-gated sodium channel activity. Lineage: Eukaryota; Metazoa; Arthropoda; Insecta; Coleoptera; Lampyridae. The coding region runs from base 1 to 918 and encodes 305 amino acids. The transcript has 4 exons. Gene Ontology annotation, biological process: sodium ion transmembrane transport. Gene Ontology annotation, cellular component: membrane. The record is from RefSeq and is a predicted model, not a curated record.